Molecule: messenger RNA, 5862 nt
Organism: Closterium sp. Naga37s-1
Lineage: Eukaryota; Viridiplantae; Streptophyta; Zygnematophyceae; Desmidiales; Closteriaceae
Source: the annotation of a GenBank genome assembly
AUGGACAUGGCGGCAACAGCAGCGGCAGAGCAGCGGCCGGUCACGCCCAGGUCCUCCACUCUUCCAAUUCCGUCCGCCCCUGAACACUCGCCCGCGUUGGGGUUGCUGGAGUUGCCAAGAGCGUCAACCUCCGGCGCUGCGCCGCCGUCAGCAGCUGCCGCCGCCGCUGCACGGGGAAGCGCGCCGGGAAAGGAGCUACGCAAUUCGCCAUUUGAGGCGCCUCAAAAGUCGCCGUCAGCAACUGCCCCCGCCGCCGCUGCUCGGGGAAGCGCGCCGGGAAAGGAGCCACGCAAGUCGCGAGGCGGCUCGAUGCUGCUCGAUGAGAUGCUGCUGGAGGGGCCUCCGCUGGCAGCCAAGGCAGGGCUCGACCGGGGGAGGUCGUAUUCGAGGGGAGGGUUAUCCGCUGCUCUCGCUGCCGUGGCGGAUGAAGCGUCUGCUGCCGCCGCCGCUGCUACUGCUGCUGCUGGUGGUGGGGGUAUGGGCGGUAUUGCUGCUGCUGGUGGCUUGAGAGAGUCCCACCGCAAGCCCCUUCUUGCUCGCCACCGCCACCGCUCCGUCUCCAUGACCGCUGCUGAAAUCGCCAGACUUGCUGUUGAAGACGCGGGUUCGAAUCCUGCUGGAGAACGCAGCCCCAGCCGCCACAUCCACCCUCCCCGCAGCAGCUCUCCCCACGCCAUUCAGGCAGGCAGCAGUCCUUCACGUCCCUUCAAUGCUCCUGUUGCGAAGCAAGUCUACGAUUACCCUCUUCGUGGCUUUAGCGCGGAUGGAGAAGGCGCCGUUGAUGCUGGCGGCUCUGAGUAUCAGAGCGGCGCUGCUGGGAGGAGUAACGCCACCGCCCUUGGUGUUGCGACUGGGAGAACGGCCCGGAACAAGUCAGGAAGGGAGGAGCUGGUAUGGCCGACCCAGCACCAGCAGCAGCACCUUCACCAGGAGCAGCCGGAGGAGGAAGAGGAGGAGGAGGACGAGGAACAGCAAGCGGAGGAGGAACAACAGGAGGAACAGCAGGAGCAAAGGGGCCAGCAGCAAAGGCAACAACGCUCUGAUAAUUAUUACCGGGCGAAUGAGCAUCGACCAUCCCAACCAUCCGCAACAUCAAAGCAGUAUCGACUGUCCCGUCAUGGCCAUGCUCGGUCCGCCUCAGGUCCCGUCUCCUUCCUUGCUCUCCCCUCCUCUCCCUCUCCCUCACCCCCGCGCCGGGCGGCUCCCACUAGCCGCCUUGCCCAAUCCGCAUCGUCCGCUGCUUCACAAGGCGAUCACAAGCCACAGCAGAAUCAUCAGCAGCAACAGUGGGAGCAGCAGCAGCAGCAGCAGCAGCAGCAGCAGCAGCAGCAGCAGCAGCAGGCCGUGUAUGGGCGUAGUAACCGAAAGGGGAAUUUACUGAUUAGCAGUGAGCAGGGACAAAGGGACGAGGAUGAGGGUGAGAGCGAAGGCGAGGGCAGGGGAGAGUGGGCGGCAGGGGACGCGGAGUGGGAAGGGGAAACGCCCAAGGACCGCACAGAGCAGUACCAAGAGUGGGAGGACUCGAGACCCUGUGGCCAUGGCCCCAAACCUGCUGCUUCCUUAGACCAAGGGCAUCCCUCCCAGAUCCACCACCUGGCCCACACUCACCACCAGCAGCAGCAGCAGCAGCAGCAUCAGCGGCAGCAGCAGCAGCAGCAGAAACGCCAACCCCUGCGUGCAGUGAAGGUCCCUUUGCAUGGUCGCCCCCGUCGCACCAUGUCCGCCCUGCCCUCUGCCGUCCUCAGCAGCGAUUUCUCCUGGGAGAGUGGCCGCACGGCUGCACUCUCUCGCCUGCGAAACUCCUCUGUGGGCUCCCCUUGCUCCCCCACUCACGCCCACUUUCACGCCCACACUAACUCCCACUCGCAGGCCCACUCUCUCUCCCGCCCUCGUUCCCACUUCCGUUCGCCCAGCUGUGAUGUACCGUUUGACUGCCAGCAGAAAUUCUCCUCAGAAUUCCCUGAAGGUAGGAGCUAUAAUCGCCAUAGGUGUUCCCCUGCUAAUAGCACAGCAGGUGAUGGGGCCGGAAGGGAAAGACAGGAGGAGGAUGAGACAGACGAAGUGGAGGAGGGAGAGACGGAAGGCGCAGUGCAAAGGGAGCGUUUACACGAGUCGGAUCUAUAUGGGAAUGACGAUGCUAUGGAUGACGUCACGAAUGAGGCAUGGAGAGGGGUGGAGGCACAGAGGGAAGAGAGGGCGAUGAUGUCAGCAGCAGCAGCUGCCAUGCUGGACCUGGAGCUGUCUGACUCAGCAGUGGAUUCUGCCAUGGAGGAUGAAUGGAUAGGUUCAGGGCUAGGGAAAGGGGGCCAUGGGGAUGCUUAUGGUUCUGGCGAUUCUCGUCGUUUGGGUGGUGGUGGUUCUGGUGGUUCUGGUCGCUUUGGGAAUUCUUAUAGUGGUCUGAAGAUGGGCGGAGGCGAGAGGGGAACCUCACAGAGGGAUGUGGGGUAUGGUGAGGCGAGGGAGGAGGGGGUGUUGCAUGGGACGAGGAUGCGAGCAAGUAGGCUGCAACCGGGGCGUGCACAAGGCUUGACACCGAGCCACCUUACAAUGGCACAAGGCUUGACGCCGAGCCACGUCCCAACGGCACAAGGCCUGAGGCCAGGGCACGUUCGGAGCAGGUCAGCAGGCCAUGCCCUCGGGCACAGGGAGGUGGGUGGUCGUCUGGAGGGCAUGAAAGAGGUUCAAAACGAUGUGGAGGAGUACAAAGAGUUGGGCGAUGGGUACUCUCAAGACCAGGACCAAGAGGGUGCGGAGGAGAGUGGAAAUAGUUUCAGAGGAAGCAGAUUUGAAGGAAGGGGCAUUAGAGACGCGAUAAUGAUCACCCCUGUGGUGCAGUCUGGUGCUGAGGAGUGGCAGAGUGAGGGGCCUUGUGCGUUGGCUGGAAUGGGCUUGGAUGGGCAUGAAAGUGACGGUCGAAUGGAUUUUGAGAAUUCUCGAAAAGAUAAUUCUCAAAAAACAUACACUGGAAUGGGCUUGGAUGGGCAUGAAAGUGACGGUCGAAUGGCCAGACCCUUCACCCCUGUGAGGCGGCCGGGGCAGAAGGAGAAUUCGGAGCAGCAGGAGCAGCAGGAUCGGCAGGAGCGGAGGGAGCGGGAGGAACAGCAGGAAAGGAAGGAACAGCAGGAGAGGCAGGAACGGCAGGGGAAGAAAAGAGAAGUCGCUAGGGGUAAUAGCAGACGGGAAGAGGGAGAGGGAAGCAAGGGCAAGAGUAGAGGGGAGAGAGAAGAGAAGAUCCGAGGUAAGGGCUGGCGGAGUAAAAGCGUAGGCGGGGGGGUUGGAGAGGAGAGAAUGUUGGGUGGCUGGGGGCGGCAGGAGGAGAGGGAUGGGCGCAAGGUGGGGGAGAGGGGGAGUGGGAAGGGGAAGGCGGAUGGCGAGGAGGUGAGAGUGAAGGGAAACUGGAAGGCGGAUGAAGAGGAGGUGAGAGAAGCUUGGGACGCAGUAGGAGUAAUGAUGAAGGGAGGGGUGGAAGGGCGGAGACGGAAGGAUAUGGGAAGAGAGGAGAGGGGAAAGGGGCAGGAGAAGGAGGAGGUAAGGCGAGGUGGAGCAGAUGCGGUUUAUGCUGUUCGUGGGAGUGAGAAGGGAAUUGGUACUGCAACGGGGAGUGACUGGAGUGAGGGGAGCAGCGAGAAUGGAGAAAUACUCGUCAUUCCCCCACACAUUGCCGAUUUUCUCAACACUGAUCCUGCUGCAGAUAACGACAAAGAUUCAACCACUGUAGCUCCUGGUCCCACCGUUCGAGCUUGUACCAAACCCGGGGCAGCUACUAACGGGGCUGCUGGGGGUCCUAAGGCUGUUUCCUCAGCAGGGCAAGAUGGGGAGGUGACUUUUGAGCCACCUCAAAAGUCUGAGACAGUCCGAAGCAGCAAGGCUGCUGCCCUCGCAGGGCAAGAGGGGGAGAUGGGCAAGAGCUUGAUUGUGAAAGAACGGGCUAUGAGGAAGGGACCUCUGGCUGGGGCACUGGCAGGUGUUGAGAGGGGUGGGGAGGAGGAUAGAGGGAGGGAUGGAGGAGAUGGGGGCAGGGGACAUGGGAAAGAUAAGGGCUGGGGAGUUGGAAAAGUUGUGUAUGGGGAAGAGAGUGGGAAAGGUGGUAGCAGGAGGGUUGGGAAGGGAGGGUUUGUGAAAUCUGCUACUGUGCAGGAUAGGCAGAGGAGGGGAGCAGGGGGCGACGGAACUGGCAGCAUAAAUGGGAAGGGACAGGAGAAGGGGCAGGAGAAAGGGCAGGGCAAGGGGCAGGGGAAGGGGAUGGUGUGGGGAAGGAUGGCGAGUGUUCAAGUGCUUGGGAGAAAGUACACUGGAGGGGGGCUUGAUGGAUGGGGGUCGGUUGGUUCGAGCUCGGAGUCAAUGGGCUCAGGGAAGGAGGGAGGAGAAGGGAGGGAGGGGAGAAAAGGGCAAGGAAAGGAGGGCAAGGAGGGGAAGGACGGGAAGGAGGAUAAGGAGGGGAAGCCGAGGAAGGAGGAGGAGGGGAAGAAAGGGCGGUAUCCUCGGUCGGGAUCGAUUGGGUCUGGUGAAUGGAGGGAGGAACUGAAGAACGACCGGCGAGAAGGGCAGAGAAAGGAGGGGAAGGAGAGGAAGGAGGGGAGGGAUGAAGGAGAGGGGAAGGAGAGGAGGAAAGGGCUGUUUCCUCGUGUUGGGUCUAACGACGGGGAAGAAGGUUCUCGGAAGGAGAGUUCGGCAGUGUUGUCGCUGUUUGGAAAGAUGGCAACUGGUAAAUUCGUGAAAGCUGAGAAGCCCUCUGAGAAAGCAUCUCCUCAGCGUGAUCGCCCUCCCCAUGAGCAGCUGCAGCAGGAGCAGCAAGGGGAGGAGGAGAAGGAGGAUGGUGAAGGAGGGGCUGAAAUUGAGGGUGGGAGGGCAAGGGAUGGGGAGAUGCAGAAGAAGACGGGGCCAAAGCUUCUUCUCAAGCGGCCCCUGGCUCUCCUCCACAAGGGAAAAGCAGCCAGAGGAGGGGCAAACACUCCCCUCGAAACAGUGUGCCAUUCCCCCGUUGCGCCGCACACACUCGCCACGCCGCUGCGCGCCGAUUCGCGCACGCGGAAAGGCGCGGUUGCAGCGUUUGUCGUGCCUCGAUCCGCAUCGAGAGUGAAGCUCGAUACCUACGUGGCGAGCCGCGCGCACGUGGGCGCGAAGCAGCUGAUGGGACAGAGCCUCCAGUCGGCGACGGAAGUGCUGCGAUCACGACACGUGGCGGAAUCGUGCGGAAGACGAGGAGUCGUCGAGAUGGUCAUCCCAUUCCAAAAGGGCGAGGCGACACAGCAGCCGCCACCCGACCUGCCAUCGUAUCUGUUCAAGAACCGCAUUGUGUUCCUGGGCAUGUCACUCGUGCCCUCCGUCACUGAGCUCAUUAUGGCGGAGCUGCUCUACCUGCAGUACGACAGCCCGGAGAAGCCGAUUUAUAUGUACAUUAAUUCCACAGGCACUACCAAGGACGGGGAGAAGCUGGGGUACGAGACAGAGGCGUUUGCCAUCUAUGACACCAUGCGCUACGUGAAGCCACCCAUCUUCACACUCUGCGUCGGGAACGCGUGGGGGGAGGCGGCGAUGCUGCUGUCUGCAGGAUCUAAGGGCAACCGGUCGGCGCUGCCCUCCUCCUCCAUCAUGCUCAAGCAGCCCAUCUCACGGUUCCGCGGGCAGGCGACUGACAUUGAUAUCAUGCGCAAGGAAGUGCGAAACGUGAAGGGUGAACUGGUGAAAUUGUACUCGCGGCACACAGGCAAGUCAGAGGAGACGAUCGAGAAUGACAUACGGCGUCCCAUGUACCUCACACCUGACGCUGCCGUGGAAUAUGGGAUCAUUGAUAAGGUUCUCGACACGGAUGCGAAGAACGACAGUGUUGUCGAUUCCCUUCGCAAACGGCAGCUUAUCUAG